Lagopus leucura (white-tailed ptarmigan) is the source of this 267-nucleotide messenger RNA. Its product is annotated as valine--tRNA ligase-like. The annotation marks the transcript as partial. The record is from RefSeq and is a predicted model, not a curated record. Gene Ontology annotation, molecular function: valine-tRNA ligase activity; ATP binding. NCBI's taxonomy places the organism in Eukaryota, Metazoa, Chordata, Aves, Galliformes, Phasianidae. The transcript has 2 exons. Gene Ontology annotation, biological process: valyl-tRNA aminoacylation. Gene Ontology annotation, cellular component: cytosol.
CGGAUGUGCGGGCAGACGACGCUGUGGAACCCGGGCUGCGACCACGCUGGCAUCGCCACGCAGGUGGUGGUGGAGAGGAAGCUGCAGAGGGAGCGAGGAUUGGGGAGGCUGCAGAUGGGCAGGGAGCGAUUCCUGCACGAGGUCUGGGCAUGGAAGGAGGAGAAGGGCGACCGCAUCUACCAGCAGCUGCGCCGCCUGGGAGCCUCCAUGGACUGGGACCGAGCCUGCUUCACCAUGGACCCGGUGUGUGGGGCGCUAUGGGGUGCU